CUUCUGGCACUUGGUACUGGGUAGGUUGCUUCAAAAUGCACAACAAUGAAAGUCAAGUCCACAAACAACAGGCGCGACCAAGCCGACGUGAUGGGAUGAAUUCGUCACCCUCGCGAGCUCUUGACCCCUGAUUAGAAAGUAAAGCUGUAAGGCUUAGACUAGAUCUCUUUGCCACUGCACCAUCUCAUGGAAAUCGGAGCGGCACGAUAGCUGCGACGCGGGGCCCGAAUUCAGCAUCGGCGAAAGCAGCGAUGCCUCUCCUAAGGAGCGACUCCUUCAAAGACAUUGACUUCACUCUUCGUCGACAAUUCGGCAAAGAAAACUUUAGACCACAUCAGAGAGAGAUCAUCGAGGCUGCCCUCGACGGUCAUGAUGUUUUCGUCCAGGCAGCCACCUCCUUCGGCAAGAGUCUAUGCUUCCAACUGCCAGCAGUUAUAGACCGUGGAAGUGUGUUCCGCCUUUCCAAAGCAACUGACGGUUGAAGUGUCACUCCUCAGACAUAUGGGUCCAAGCGGCUUGCUGAUUACCCUUCAGAUGAACCAAGUCGAAGCCCUCAAGGCAUCAGAUGUGGACGCUCGCACUUUGAACAGCAACACUACCCUGGCAGAGCGAGACUACAUCUACGCUGAUCUCGCAACUGGGCAUCCCCUCAUGCGGCUCCUCUAUGUGACUCCCGAGCUGUGUUCCGGCGACCACUUCCGGCGGAAACUGAAGCUGGUCUACGAACAGCACGAGCUGGCGCGUAUCGUGGUUGACGAAGCCCAUUGCAUCUCAGAAUGGGGCCACGACUUCCGCAAAGACUUCAAACGGCUCUCCUGGUUCCGCGAAACCUUUCCCGAUGUACCAGUCAUGUGUCUCACCGCCACAGCCAACGAGCAAGUCCGUCACGAUGUGCUUACCACGCUAGGGCUGGACAAGACGCCCGGCAAACUCAAGAUCUUCAGCAUGACAGCCCACCGACCGAACCUGCACCUCGAAGUGCGUUUCACCAGCGACGAAGCCAACGACCGCUACGACGACUUUGUCACCUGGCUCAAGGGCGUGUACGACCGUCGAGCGGCCGUGGAUCGAAAAGCCGAGCUAGACGCCAUCGGCGAGCGCGUCGAGAACGUACCGGGGAUUAUCUACACCAUCUCUCGCGACGAAGUCGAGUCGCUCGCGGCCGCCUUACGACACGACGGUAUCGGCGCGCGGCCCUUCCACGCAAAACUGCCGAACCAGGUGAAGGAGGAGACGUUGGCCAAGUGGAUUGCCAACGAUCCGGGGUACGAUGUCAUCGUGGCUACGACGGCCUUCGGCAUGGGAAUCGACAAGGAGAACGUGCGGUUCGUCGUACACUGGCGGCUGCCCAAGUCGUUUGAGGGCUAUUACCAAGAGGCCGGGCGGGCGGGUCGUGAUGGGAAUGCGAGUUAUUGUUUUCUUUACUAUAGCCGCGAAGACCGGGAUAGGGUUUGCAACUUGGUCAUGAGGGAGCCAGUGUCGAAAAACGCGUCCGCGGAUGGCAUCAUUAAUAAACAGGCAAGGCAGAUGAGUCUUAGUAGGCUGGUGGCGUAUUGUGAGGAUACCGGUUGUUGUCGGCAUGCGGCAAUUUGCAGGUAUUUUGGGGAGACGCAAGUGCCUGCGUGCGAUUACGCGUGUGACUGGCAUAAGGAUCCGCAGGGACUGAAGAGGAGGAUGGCGAGGGGGUUGGCGAGUGAGGAAUGGGUUAGUACUCAGCGGGAAGAGGGCAUGUACGAUGAAUAUUGGAGUGAGUAGGGUUGAACUUGGAGCCUUGGAGUUUGCUACCUGGUUGAUGUCUUGGUUGACGCAGUAUUUGAGGUUUAAAUUCAAUAUGAUACCCAUGCUUUCGUUCA
Messenger RNA from Neurospora crassa OR74A, 1853 nucleotides. RefSeq names its product ATP-dependent DNA helicase recQ, variant. NCBI's taxonomy places the organism in Eukaryota, Fungi, Ascomycota, Sordariomycetes, Sordariales, Sordariaceae. Gene Ontology annotation, molecular function: ATP binding; four-way junction helicase activity; nucleic acid binding. The coding region runs from base 502 to 1755 and encodes 417 amino acids. Gene Ontology annotation, biological process: double-strand break repair via homologous recombination. The transcript is spliced from 3 exons. Gene Ontology annotation, cellular component: chromosome; cytoplasm. The record is from RefSeq and is a predicted model, not a curated record.